AGUACCGGUCUCCAGCCGCGCCUCCCGGCAUUCACAAUGGAGAUCUCUGAGGAGCCUCCCACUUCUGCUGUAUUUAUAGACAGCUGCCACUUCUCCCAGGUCAUCUUUAUCAACGUGGAGAAGUUUUAUGUUCCUGGAGGAGACAUAACCUGUUAUUACACCCUCACGGAGAACAUUGUUCCUCGGGGGAAGGACUGGGUGGGCAUCUUCCGGGUGGGAUGGAAAACAACCCGGGAAUAUUACACAUUCAUGUGGGCUCCUCUGCCCAGUGACAGCCACAGAGACACCACCGCGCAGCAGCAGAUCCAGUUCAAAGCUUGCUACCUACCACAAGAUGAUGAAUACUAUCAGUUCUGCUACAUCGACCAGGACGGCAUGGUCCGGGGAGCCAGCGUGCCUUUCCAGUUCAGAGUAGAGACUGAGGAUGACAUCCUGAUGGUUACCCCCCAGGGACAACUGGAAGAGAUUGAACUCCAAAACCAAAACCUGCAUAAAGAAAAUGAGAAGCUGAAAGCAAACUGUGCGAGUCUCCAGAAACAGAACAGCCAUCUGCAGGAAGAGCUCAAGAAGACACAGGAGCUGCAGAAUACCUUAGAGUCUCUAAGGAGCAACAUGGAGAAACUGGAGCUGGAGCUGAAUUUCCUGAGAAAGAAAAAUACACAUCUAAAGAGGCUGGAUGAUAGCAGAGGGGCAGAACUGCACCAACUCAAAGAGCUAAUUCAGAGUGUGACCUCUGACAAGGAACGCCUGGAAACCAGCCUGAAAACAACCCUGGAUCACCUGGACCAGCUGCAGCAACAAAAUGAGAACUUAAGGAAAGAACUGGAGGAGCAGAAGUGUUUGUUUCAGAUUCUGCAGGAAAAAAUGAAGGAAGCUGAUGAGGAAAAUCAGCAACUAAGGAAAGACAAUGGCAGACUCCUGAGGCACCUCUCACAGGCAAGAGAGGCUUCUUCCUCCUCUGUUGCUUCCCAAGCUCCAGUUCAAGCUCCUGAAGUAGGAGGCCUUCUGUUUGGAAAUCCAUAUUGUGCUGCAGGAGCAAACCUGGGGGCAGGAGCUGCAGACAUAGCUUCCAUAAAGAAAUGCUACACGGUCAAUGAAGUAUGUCCUGAAGAUACCUUAACAAGUCAGUACAAGGCCGAAAUGCAGAGCCACCUUCUGAAGUGCCCAUUCUGCAGUGAGACCUUUGAGAAGUCCAGUGACGAGAUGUUGUUUGCCCAUAUGCUUUGUCAUGUCCUGGAAUAAUUUGUGGAUUUGUAUCUGCUCUGUGAUAGAGGACAAAAUCACUGGAUGGCUUAGUUCAUGCUAAGAUCACCCAGACAAGAGUGGGAAUGCCACUAGUGCUGGCAUUCUGAGCUUUUUGCUCCAUGCAGCAUGGGACAAACCCACAAAUUGGGUCAGACAUCUGCAUCCUGAAACUGAAUCACCAUCCUCAAACUCAAGUCUCCUGCCUUGAGCAAAGUUAAACAACUUACAGAUCUUAUUGUUACUAAUUUAGGUCCCAGUUCUGUAGAACAGGAUUUGUCACCUAACAGUUUAUUCAGGUUGGAAUGGGAUGUAGUACAGCAGUUUUCUGUUCUUGGCUGAUACAUCUCUACUAUAAUGGUUUUAAUAUAGCACUGUGAUGGCUAACCAACGACCAGAAACAUUUCAUCAUCUUUUAGGAGCACACCAUCAGUCCUGCUCAGCUUCCAGAAUGCAGAAUUAAUAAGAAAGAAAGUCUGAAUAAAAACACAUCUCUUCUUUCCUCGUCCUCACUGAAAGGAAAUCAUGAAUACGAUUACUUUUGUCUUUCUAAACCACCUUGACUGAAUAAGAAGAGUCUGUUCCCAAACCAAGACAUUGUGAUUCACAGCUAAGUGCCUUGGGAUGCUGCAAUGCUUUGCACACAGGUUUCCCAGUUCAUAUUUGUGUUUGUGCUUCAGGAUUUUCAGUUCAUGAUUAACAGCUCUUUUUUCCACGCAAGCACAAAUGGGUCAAGGUUUAUUUUCCAGCUGUAUCACACUGUUUUCUGCUGAGUAUCUGAAGCAAUAGAAACUCCUAAGAAGUUUAUGUAGAGUUUUUAGAAUAUUUAGAGUAACAGAGACUUCAAAAUGUUUUACUGUCUUCAUUCUGCACAACCUUUUCUUAUCAAUUUAGAUUUUAACGGAGUAUUUCUGCCUUGAGAUGUACUAUACUGGCAGGCAUUACCCACAAACAAGAAUAAAAGCUAUACAAAGA
Messenger RNA from Pezoporus flaviventris, 2217 nucleotides. RefSeq names its product calcium binding and coiled-coil domain 2 (gene CALCOCO2). Gene Ontology annotation, biological process: xenophagy; positive regulation of autophagosome maturation. The transcript has 11 exons. The record is from RefSeq and is a predicted model, not a curated record. Gene Ontology annotation, cellular component: PML body; autophagosome. The coding region runs from base 37 to 1242 and encodes 401 amino acids. NCBI's taxonomy places the organism in Eukaryota, Metazoa, Chordata, Aves, Psittaciformes, Psittacidae.